CCCGGAUCCAACAUCCCGCGACUCACCCACAUAUAUAAUACCCCGCUUUGCGCUCACGAAAGAGCUUCCCAUCCAUUUCCCCCCAUCCCCCAAUAAGUCCGAAAUUGCAUGCUUCGUGCUCUACCGAAAAUGGCUUCACCAGCAAAACGUCUUAAAGCUACCCCACUGCGCAUCGGAACUCACAAUGGCCACUUCCACGUAUGUUUGAUCCUCGGGAGGCAAACAGAUAGCGGGGCCGAUGAGGCACUCGCAGUCUACAUGCUGCGUCUCUUACCGGAGUACCAGGGCUCGACUCUGAUCCGUUCCCGUGAUCCUGCGGUCCUCGAAGAGUGCGACAUUAUUGUGGAUGUCCAUGCUCAGUACGAUGGUAUCAAACAUUUCGAUCAUCACCAGCGCACAUUCUCGGAAACUUUUUCUCCGGAUUUCCAGACUAAGCUUUCCUCGGCCGGACUGAUCUACAAACACUUUGCGCCCCAGAUUAUUUCUCACCGUCUUUCCAUUCCCAUAGAUGACCCGUCCGUGACGCUCCUCUACAAUAAGGUCUAUAAAGACUUCAUCGAGGCGAUCGACGCGAACGAUAAUGGGAUCUCUGCAUAUCCAUCGGAUGUCAAGCCAGCCUUCAACGACAAGUCCAUAAGUCUACCGUCCUUAGUGGGCCUGCUGAAUCCUGAGUGGAAUAGUACAGUCAAGACACAAGAGCUCGAGGAUGAGAAGUUUCUGGAAGCAUCGAAAUUAAUGGGCACUGUCUUUGAUCAGAAGUUGGAUUACUACGGCAAGUCGUGGCUUCCGGCAAGAGAUCAUGUGGUGGAGGCAAUGAAGGGCCGGUUUGAGUUUGAUGAAAAAGGAAGAAUAUUGGUCUUUUCACAAUCCGUUCCGUGGAAAGACCAUUUGUUUACUCUUGAAGCGGAGGUUGGGGUAGAAGGGGAAGACAAAAGGCCUCUAUACGUGCUGUACGGCGAGGGAGCUGAAAAGUCAUCUUGGAGGAUUCAGUGUGUGCCCGUUAGUAAGGAUAGCUUUGAGAGUAGGAAGCCAUUGCCUGAGGCCUGGAGGGGCACGAGAGACGAUGCUCUCAGCGAGGUUUCUGGAAUCCCGGGAGGUGUGUUUGUGCACGCUAGCGGGUUCAUUGGAGGAAACAAGACCUUCGAGGGUGCCUUGGAGAUGGCAAAAACAUCACUCGAGCUGUAG
Messenger RNA from Tuber melanosporum (Perigord truffle), 1185 nucleotides. RefSeq lists its product as uncharacterized. Gene Ontology annotation, cellular component: nucleus; cytoplasm. NCBI's taxonomy places the organism in Eukaryota, Fungi, Ascomycota, Pezizomycetes, Pezizales, Tuberaceae. The coding region runs from base 130 to 1185 and encodes 351 amino acids. The transcript is spliced from 4 exons. The record is from RefSeq and is a predicted model, not a curated record.